AUGUCCAAGGCCGAGCUUCUUCUUCUUGACUUUUGGGUUAGUCCCUUCUGCUUGAGGGUGAAGAUCGCUUUGAACGAGAAAUGCCUUCAAUACGAAGCUCGACCGGAGGACUUGUUCGGCGGCAAAAGCGAGUUGUUGCUAAACUCUAACCCCAUCUACAAGAAAGUCCCCGUGUUUCUGCACGACGGCAAACCCUUAUGUGAGUCCACCAUCAUCGUCAACUACAUCGAUGAGACCUGGUCUUCCCCUCCACUGCUCCCACCGUGCUCGUAUGGCCGAGCUCAGGCACGCUUUUGGGCUGAUUAUAUUGACAAAAAGGUAUUUGAUGCAUGCGGGAAUGUAUGGAGAUGCAAAGGGGAGGUACCGGUGGAAGCGAAAAAUGAGUUUAUAGAGAUAUUGAAGCAGUUGGAAGAAGCAUUGGGGGACAAAGAUUACUUCAAUGGUGCCACAUUCGGGUUCGUUGACGUCAUCGCAAUCCCUCUAACCUGCUGGUUCUUUUCCGCCGAGAAGAUCGGCGGGUUUACGGUGGCGGAGGAGUGUCCCAAGUUUUCGAGUUGGAUGAAGAGGUGUUUGCAGAGGGAGAGCGUGGCGAAAGUAAUGCCCGAGCCUGAAAAAGUGUACGAGUUCGUCUUGAUGUUUAGGAAAAUGCAGGGCAUCGACUGAGACACCAUUCUUUCUGCCCUUCGUCUCCAGCAAGAUACAG
Hibiscus syriacus is the source of this 703-nucleotide messenger RNA. RefSeq names its product probable glutathione S-transferase parC. Gene Ontology annotation, molecular function: glutathione transferase activity. The coding region runs from base 1 to 663 and encodes 220 amino acids. Gene Ontology annotation, biological process: glutathione metabolic process. NCBI's taxonomy places the organism in Eukaryota, Viridiplantae, Streptophyta, Magnoliopsida, Malvales, Malvaceae. The transcript has 2 exons. Gene Ontology annotation, cellular component: cytoplasm. The record is from RefSeq and is a predicted model, not a curated record.